Messenger RNA from Procambarus clarkii (red swamp crayfish), 2028 nucleotides. The record is from RefSeq and is a predicted model, not a curated record. Lineage: Eukaryota; Metazoa; Arthropoda; Malacostraca; Decapoda; Cambaridae.
AUGGCUACCGUUAUUGCCGCUGCUGCUGCCCUGACUAAUGUUAUUCAUUCCGCUGCUGCACUGGCUACUGUUAUUGCUUCUGCUGCUGCUCUGGCUACUGUUAUUUCUUCUGCUGCUGUCCUGAAUGCUGUUAUUGCUUCCGCUCAUGCCCUGGCUACUGUUACUGCUUCUUUUGCAGCAAUGGCUACUUUUAUUGCUGCUGCUGCUGCCCUGACUAUUGUUACUGCUUCUGCUGCUGACCUGGCUACUGUUAUUGCUUCUGCUGAUGCCCAAGCUACUGUUAUUGCUUUCACUGCAGCCCUGGCAACUGUUAUUGUUACUACUGCUGCUGCCCUGCCCAUUGUUAUUGCGUCUGCUGCUGCCCUAGCUACUUAUACUGCUUCUGCUGCUGCCCUUCCUACUGUCAUUGCUACUGCUGCCCGGGCUACUGUUAUUGCUUCUUCUGCUACCAUGGCUACUGUUAUUCCUACUGCUGCUGCCCUGGCUACUGUUAUUGCUUCUGCUGCUGAUCUGGCUACUGCCCUGGCUACUAUUAUUGCUUCUGCUUCUGCCCUGGCUACUGUUAUUGCUUCUUCUGAUGCCCGGGCUACUGGUAUUGCUUACGCUGCAGCCCUGGCUACUGUUAUUGCUUCUGCUGCUGCAAUGGCGACUGUUAUUCCUACUGCUGCUGCCCUGACUACUGUUAUUGCUUCCGCUGCUGCCAUGGCUACUGUUAUUGCUUCUGCUGCUGCCCUAGCUACUGUUAUUGUUUUCUCUGCGGCUCUUGCUACUGUUAUUGCUUAUGCUGCUGCCCCGGCUACUGCUACUGUUAUUGCUAGUGCCGAUGCCCUGGCUACUGUUAUUGCUUCCGCUGCUGCUCUGGCAACUGUUAAGGUUACUACUGCUGCUUUCCUGGCUACUGUUAUUGCUUUCUUUGCUGCUCUGGCAACUAUUAUUACUUCUGCUGCUGCCCUGGCUACUGUUAUUGCUUCUGCUGCUACUCUGGCUACCAUUAUUGCUUCUGCUGCUUCCCUAAGAACUGUUAUUGUUUCCGCUGCUGCCCUGGCUACUGCUACUGUUAUUGCUAAUUCUGCUGCCCUGACUACUGUUAUUGCUUCCGCUGCUGCCCUGGCUACUGGUAUUGCUUCCGCUGCUGUCCUGGCUACUGCUAUUGCUUCCGCUGCUGCCCUGGCUAUCGUUAUUGCUUCCGCUGCUGCCAGUGUUAUUGCUUCUGCUGCUGCCCGGGUUACUGGUAUUACUUUCUCUGCUGCCCUGGCUACUGUUAUUGGUUCUGCUGCUGCCAUUGCUACUGUUAUUGCUACUGCUGCUGCCCGGACUACUGAUAUUGCUUCCUCUGCUACCCUGGCUACUGUUAUUGCUUCUGCAGCUGCCCUGGCUACUGUUAUUACUUUCUCUGCUGCUCUGGCUACUAUUAUUGGUUCUGCUGCUGCCAUGGCUACAGUUAUUGCUUCUGCUUCUGCUCUGGCUACUGUUACUGCUUCUGCUGUUGUCCUGGCUUCUGUUAUUGAAUCUGCUGCUUCACUGGCUACGUUUAUUGUUACUACUGCUGGUGCCCUGGCUACUGUUAUUGCUUCUGCUGCAGCCCUGGCUUCUGUUAUUGCUUCCGCUGCUGCAUCUGCUGCCCUGGCUACUGGUUUUGCUUCUGCUUCUGCUCUGGAUACUGUUAUUGCUUCUGCUGUUGCCCUGGCUUCUGUUAUUGCAUCUUCUGCUGCACUGGCUACUGUUAUUGCUUCCGCUGCUACCCUGGUUACUGUUAUUGCUCCCGCUGCUGCCCUGGCUUAUGUAUUGAUGUUCGUGGCUUUGGAGGGGUUGGUUGGGGCUGUCGAGGUCGUGGUUGAGAGGUUUGAGUUGGCCACUGGGGCCCAGGUUAACUGUGAGAAGUCCGGUCUUCUGGGUCUUGAAAGAACAGGCUGCCUAAAGAAAGAACAGGAACGCGAGGCUGCCCUAAAGAAAGAACAGGAACGCCAAGCUGCCCUACAACGAGAGCGUGAGAGGGAACAGCUUGAAGUAAAAGAACGUGAUCUGUAG